AUCUCUCGGAUCCCACCGUAUCUCGCCGCCUCUCGCCGAGACGAUCACCAGCAUCAGGUAGUUGAGGUCCAGCCGCCGUCGCCGUCUUCUUCUUCGUCUCCGACAGGCGGAGCUGGCUAACGAGCUGGAUCAGCUGGAGGGCGGGUUCUCCUCGGCGCCGCGCGGGCACGAGACCGAGGAGCAGCGCAACAAGUUCCUGGUGCUCCGCCUCUACGAGGCGCUCAACGCCCGCGACCACGCCGCCGUCCACUCCCUCCUCGCCCCCGACCUCGAGUGGUGGUUCCAUGGCCCGCCCGCGCACCAGCACAUGAUGCGCCUCCUCACCGGCGGCACAUCACCGGCCUCCUCCUCCUUCAUCUUCCAGCCGCGCUCCGUCGACGCCUUCGGCUCCACCGUCAUCGCCGAGGGCGUGGACGACAAGGCCAAGGCAUACUGGGUGCACGCCUGGACGGUGGGCGGCGAUGGGGUGAUCACCCAGCUGCGCGAGUACUUCAACACCGACCUCACCGUCACGCGCCUCGCCGCCGCCGCCGCGUCCAAGUGCGUCUGGCAGAGCCGCCGCCCCGACCGCGCCCGCAACUCCCUCCCCGGCCUCGUCCUCGCCCUCUAACUGCAAUGUGAUAUGUACAUUCUUUUAGUGUGUGGGACUACUUACCACAUUUCCACAUGUCUCGUGGAUUUGAUGACGAUGAACUGGUAGUAGUAAAUUACCACGAGUGGAAGUCUUGCAUGUCUUCAAAUUAAGACAUAGGAAUUUCUAAACGAACCGCAACACGUUCGAGUUUUUCAUUGUCCUAUAGCAACAAAACAUCGCGCCCCACUGGUGCACACGAUGCUAAUUUAUGUCA
Molecule: messenger RNA, 848 nt
Organism: Hordeum vulgare subsp. vulgare (domesticated barley)
Lineage: Eukaryota; Viridiplantae; Streptophyta; Magnoliopsida; Poales; Poaceae
Product: senescence associated gene 20-like
Exons: 1
Coding region: 308-610 (100 amino acids)
Source: RefSeq, a predicted model, not a curated record